AUGAAAGUAUCAAACUUUCAUAAGAAUGGCGCCUUUCUUGUUUUGUGGGUUUCUGAGUGGCAAAAAGAAUUUCUGGAGAAUUCGGAAGAGUGGUGCAUUGACUCAACACACAAAACAAGCAAGUCAUUCAAUACUGUAGCUGGUAAAAAACCUGAAGAUUGCUUUCUGUUUACAAUUGGUGUGCGAAACGCUAUCACCAAUAAGGGAUUGCCUGCAAAAAGAAUAAUGAUUGACUGCAGGCCCAUCGAAAUUGGUGCAAUGGAAGAAGUCUUUGGCAAUAGUAUUAAUAUCCUGUCAUGUUAUUGGCAUAUUAAUAGAGCAUGGGAAGUUAAUGUAAAGAAGCAUAUUAAAGUGCAAAACUCAACACAUGCUUCAAACAUAGCUUGUAACAUUAUUCAUGCUGUAUUGAGUAAUAUGAUACAUGCAACAACUUCUGUUGCCUAUGAUACACUUUAUAAUAAAUUUCUUAUGAAAUUUGGGGAAUAUGAGGACUUUAUUUUGUAUUUUAACUGA
Phycomyces blakesleeanus NRRL 1555(-) is the source of this 513-nucleotide messenger RNA. RefSeq lists its product as hypothetical. The coding region runs from base 1 to 513 and encodes 170 amino acids. The transcript is spliced from 5 exons. Lineage: Eukaryota; Fungi; Mucoromycota; Mucoromycetes; Mucorales; Phycomycetaceae. The record is from RefSeq and is a predicted model, not a curated record.